Coregonus sp. 'balchen' is the source of this 2887-nucleotide messenger RNA. NCBI's taxonomy places the organism in Eukaryota, Metazoa, Chordata, Actinopteri, Salmoniformes, Salmonidae. The record is from the annotation of a GenBank genome assembly.
AUGUCAAUAGACAUGAAGAUUUUAGCGCUUUCCUUUGUUGUUUUCCUCUAUGGGAGUUUAAAUUUGGUAAGAAAACAUAAUAAUUCAUUAAUUCAUUAUCAUUCAUAGCUUACAAGAAUAUGCGUGAUUGAUUGCCAAUGGUGGGUGAUGCUUGAUGGUGAUUAAGAUCCUCACUCCAUCCUACAGUCUAAUAUUUUUAGGAGAAAUCACAUAAAUUAAGUGAACAUUUAUCUUAUAACAUGUUUUUGUUAUUUUAGGCAUCAGCAUCUUGUCCCUCCGAAUGUUCGUGUCCUCGUGAGGUAGGCCUACCCAGGUGCGUGCCAGGAAUCAGCUUUGUGCCAGACGGCUGUGGAUGCUGCAAAGUUUGCGUGCGGCAGCUCAAUGAAGACUGCAGCAAGACAGAGCCAUGCGACCACACCAAGGGACUGGAGUGCAACCUUGGGGCUGCUUAUGGCACAGCUAAAGGCAUCUGUCGAGGUAUGAUAAAGUUGUAUAGGAAACAAUAAUUCUGAUACUCUGCUGUGGGCAUUGAUAGUCUAUAACUUCUACAAAUCUAGCUCCUAUGGGUUUGGAUGUAGAGAUGUAGGUUUUUAACUAGUUUAUUACAACGUUUUAAAUGAGGAAUUAUGCUUUUGGUUUAUUUACGGCGCAUUAUCUAUAAUUAGAAUAUUACACUUGACUAGGGUUGCAAAGCUACCGGUAAUUUACCAAAGGUAGCGAAUCUUCAUUAAUGCUGGUAAUUAACAGGUAAUAACUUUUGUAAUUUAUACUCGAAUAACUUUUUUUUAAAUGUAGUCAUAUAUAGUAUUCAUUUUUAUAUCUGUGUCCAUAUUGUCCAUGUUUCUAGUGGAAAGACCAUAUGGUUCAAGAGGAAAUAGCCUAAUUAAUGAAAAAAGCAUCUAAUCAACAAUGGCAUUAUUUUCAUUUAACUUUGCAACUCUUCCAACUAUUGACUUUUUUCACAACUGCCACAAGUUUAGCGCCAAACCAUUUACAACAAAGACAUAGUAAAAUAAAAAAAAUUGUGUACAAAUAAUAGUUCAUGCUGAAACCCUCAUUAAACACCAAUGGUAUUCAUUAAGCUGAUGGUUUAUAUUUAGGAUAAUGUUUUACAGCUUUGUCAUUAUAUUUUCCAUUUUAAAAUCUUAUUUGAUUAUUUUAUAUAUUAUACAUGUAAUAAGGCUACACAGAGGGCCAGAGAUAAUUACAGACACCUGUGAUUAUCUGAAGUACCCAAAAAGGCCACUAGAUCUCAUCUGAUAAAAUUCCCCAAAAUAUUUGAAAGUUACCAAAAUUCUGGUAGUUAUUUUACUGGUAAACUUAGAAAGUUUCCAGUAAUAUACCCUGCCUUUGCAACCAUACACUUGACUCACAUAGUAACAGUCUCCCCACCUGCUUCUCCAAACAGCCAAAACAGAUGGAAGACCCUGCGAGUACAACAGCAAGAUCUACCAGAAUGGAGAGAGCUUCCUUUCCAACUGCAAGCACCAGUGUACGUGCAUGGAUGGUGCUGUGGGGUGUAUUCCCCUGUGCCCCCAGCAGCUCUCCCUGACCAAACUGGGCUGUGCCAAACCCAAGCUGGUCAAAGUGCCUGGUCACUACUGUGAGGAGCUAGUCUGCCUUGAGGAGGGGAAAGUGUUGGGCUCAGCCUCAGCAGACAAGUUCAGAAAAGAUGGCCGCAAGGAUAAACAUUCCGAAGAUGACCUCACAAACAAGAACGAGCUGGUGUCUGUCAUCAGAGGAAGACUCAAGUCUUUACCUGGUGAGUCAAUUGAACUCUGUUUAACCAGUGAUUCGGUUAGUGGAUUUAUUGAGCUCCAAUAAUGUUCAGCGUCAGUAUACAUCCAGAAGGAGUUUAAAUGGUAAAUCCAUCUAUCAACCAUCUGGAUGUAUCAUCCAGGGCCGUAGCCAGAAAUUCGUUGGAUGGGCCAAGUAGUAUUUUUGUAAUAAUAACGUAUCAUUGUUUUGCUUUUGCUCAAUCUGAUUGGGUGGGCCUGGCUCUCCAGUGGGUGGGCCUGUGUCCACCCAGGCCCACCCAUGCCUACGCCUCUGGUAUCAUCUCACAUUAGAUUUAAACCAGUGGAGGAUGCUGAGGAGAGGACGGCUCAUAAAAAUGGCUGGAACGGAGCGAAUGGAAUGGCAUCAAACCAUGUGUUUGAUGUAUUUGAUACCAUUAAAUUAAUUCCGUUCCAGCCAUUACCACGAGCCCGUCCUCCCCAAUUAAAGAUGCCACCAACCUCAUGUGAUUUAAACUCAUGUCCAAUUUGCUUGAAGUUUUGUGGGACCUGGCCUCCAUUGCACAUUGACUAAUUGUCUUGCCAUCUUUUCCCCACAGCUUUCAGAAGUAAGCCUGAAAGUCGCCUGAUGUCCAAGGGGAACAAGAGGUGUGUGACACAGACCACAGCCUGGUCCCCCUGCUCUCAGUCCUGUAGCACAGGAGUAUCCACCAGGCUCACCAACAACAACAGCCAGUGCAAGCUGGUGAAGGAGACUCGUCUCUGUGAGGUCCGCCUUGAUCCCAGUCAGCCUACUCCAGCCUCAAGGUACGCAUCAAAUCAAACUGACAAUGCCAUCCUAUUACCGGGAUGACGCUGAAUCAUAAGGACAUGCAUGUCUAGUCCAUCAACAUUCUGGUCUCCCAUUGUUCUUGUUCUCCUCUCACCAUCAGAAGGUUAAGAAGGGUAAGAAGUGGAGUCGUAUUGAAAAGGCCAGCCCUCCAUUGAAACUGACCUACGCAGACUGCAGCAGUGUGAAGAAGUUCCGUCCCAGGUACUGUGAUUCCUGUCUGGACGGGCGCUGCUGCACCCCUCGGCAGACCCAGACUAUGGCGGUCUGCUUCGAGGACGGAGACACCUUCAGCAAGAAUGUCAUAGUCCUGUUCAUGUGA